AUGGCCGAAAAGGAAUACCCAGUACUGUCGAGAAGGCAGAUCGAAGGUUUAAUUGCAGAUGGACGACGCAUCUUCAUUGCCAACCAAUAUGUAUUCAAGGCCGAUCCAUGGCUUCCGUACCACCCAGGUGGUGACAAGGCGAUCCUACACAUGGUUGGUCGAGAUGCUACCGACGAAGUCACUGCUCUCCAUUCCUCCGAAACAAGAGAGCAGAUGAAACGUUAUCGAAUUGGUAGAAUUGAAGGAAGGUGGACCAACUUCAUCCCCCCUGUCCAAGGCGGUAAAUUCAGACCAUUGUUAGACGGCGACGAUGUUGAGGACGAGGUUGAGGAAGGGGACGUCAUUUCUACCGGUGUGUCGAGUAGCCCAAGUUCCCGGGAGCCUUCCCCGGUAUUCGAUGACAGCGCAGAAGCCGUGAUCCGAAAGCGACGUGGCGUUGACGGAUCAGUACCCAAAUCUUCAUCUACAUCUUCGGUAUCUUCGGUGGAACCUGAUGAUGAUGGCAUGUCAUACCUUGACACCAUUACCAGGGAGAAAACGACUCUAGACCUGGAAAAGUAUCCCUCCCUGGAUUUUGAUACCCAGGAUGCCAUCGUGGCCAAGUAUCGCGAACUUGGCGAGCGAAUCAAGGCCGAAGAUCUUUAUAAAUGCAAUUAUUGGGCGUAUGCAAUUGAGGUCACACGAUAUUCAAUCCUAUUCAGCCUCACCUUCCUCUUCUUGCAUUGGGGUUGGUACGUUGCGAGUGCCAUCUGUCUAGGCGCAUUCUGGCAUCAGCUCGUUUUCACGGCUCACGAUGCUGGCCACAUGGGUAUUACCCAUGGGUUCCACACGGACACGGUUAUCGGCAUCAUCGUUGCUGACUUCUUCGGUGGUCUCUCAAUAGGAUGGUGGAAGCGGAACCAUAACGUGCAUCACAUCGUUACAAAUGCACCGGAGCAUGACCCGGACAUCGAACAUAUGCCGUUCAUGGCCGUGUCUCACCGGUUCUUCACAUCGAUGCGUUCCACUUUCUACGACCGCGUAAUGGAAUACGAUGCCGUAGCAAAAUUCAUGCUCAAAAUUCAACCUUACACUUACUACAUACUUCUCCUCUUUGGACGCUUGAACCUCUACCGCCUAUCCUGGGACUUUUUGCUUGCUCGCAGAGGCCCUAAGAAAGGACCUGCUUGGUGGCACGGCUGGCUCGAGAUAACUGGACAGCUCUGUUUCAUCACCUGGUACUUCUAUGGAGUAUUGUACAAGUCGAUUCCUAAUAACUCGGAUCGACUUGUCUUCUUCUUGAUCAGCCAUAUGGUGCCCAUGCCAGUCCACGCGCAGAUCUGCCUUUCCCACUUUGCCAUGAGCACCUCUGAUAUGGGGCCCCACGAAUCAUUUCCCCAGAAGAUGCUCCGCACGACCAUGGACAUCGAAUGCCCCCAAUGGUUGGACUUUUUCCACGGCGGCCUGCAGUUCCAAGUCAUUCACCACUUAUUCCCUAGGAUUCCGCGUCAUAAUCUCCGCCGCACGCAAAAGCUAGUACAGGAUUUCUGUAACGAUGUUGGUAUCCCUUACGCAUUAUACGGCUUCGUGGAUGGGAAUAAGCAGGUUGUUGGCACGCUAGCCGAAGUAUCGAGGCAAGCAGCCAUCCUUGCCAAGUGUCAGAAGGUCAUCUCCGAGGGCGAUGAUCCAAUUCAUGGACACCAUCAUUAA
Daldinia childiae is the source of this 1689-nucleotide messenger RNA. Its product is annotated as Delta(8)-fatty-acid desaturase. Gene Ontology annotation, cellular component: membrane. Lineage: Eukaryota; Fungi; Ascomycota; Sordariomycetes; Xylariales; Hypoxylaceae. Gene Ontology annotation, molecular function: oxidoreductase activity, acting on paired donors, with oxidation of a pair of donors resulting in the reduction of molecular oxygen to two molecules of water. The coding region runs from base 1 to 1689 and encodes 562 amino acids. The transcript has 2 exons. Gene Ontology annotation, biological process: lipid metabolic process. The record is from RefSeq and is a predicted model, not a curated record.